This is a messenger RNA of Paralichthys olivaceus (Japanese flounder), 2248 nucleotides long. The record is from RefSeq and is a predicted model, not a curated record. Lineage: Eukaryota; Metazoa; Chordata; Actinopteri; Pleuronectiformes; Paralichthyidae.
AUGUCCGCCAUGUUCCACAGCACAGACAGGAGACUACGCGGACACACACGCAGCUUCACAUGCAGCUUCUCCUCUGCUGGUAAACACGUCAAUGCUGCUACCGGACCGCUGCAGCUUCACGCUAUCGGGAAACUACCACAGACUUCCAGAUCUAAACCUGAGGAGGGGGCAGCAGCACUUUACAGCAGCGGAGGAGGAGGGAGAACAAAACAGGGAACAACAGAAGAAGAGAAGCCGAUCCACCCUGUUUACAUUGGACUUGAAUCAGCUGGAGCUGGACACAGACAGACAGAGGCAGAGACACAGGCAGAGACACAGACAGGGACACAGACAGGGACACAGACCGGCAGCGAGAAUGUGAGACAGAAACUCGAGCUCCUGCUCCACAAGGAAAUGGACGAGAUCAGUCCUUUGUUGGGCAACCAACCCCAGGAGAGGUCAGAUCUUCUGUCUCCGAACCUGCGGCCCAGACACCAGGAACUGAUCCCGACACCGUGUGGACCGAUAAAGCAGUGGUCGGAGCUGUCAUGUCUGCUGAAGCUUUACUUCUGUUUCACCAUAGCGUCUCUGCUGGUGCUGCUCGGCCUCACGGUGACCAGCAUCGUCAAGCAGGGCACAGAAACCGACGUGUCUGAUGAGGACAACUUGACCGUGUCUCUCAUCCAGCUGGUGGGAAUACUGUUCUGCAUCUACUACAUCAGCCGAGGCGUGCUGCAGGAGAACAGACAGGAGCUGGUGGUGUUCGUGCUCACCGUGUUGGUCAUCAUGAUCCGAUCGGUGGUCAACUUUGCUGUGCUGGGGUCAAAGGACAAGCAGGAGCUGCUGGUGCGCUUCGUGUGCAUCAUGUUUUUGGGCGUGUUGCACGUCUUCUGCACGUCGCUUCUCAUCCAGAGGCCCAACAUGAUGGCGUUCCGUGUGGGCGGGGCCUUAGAGAGUGUGCAGGAGCAGUACUUCCUGCUCAACCUCUGCUUCUCCAUGGUGACCUUUGACCUGCAGGCUCAGUUGUGUCUGUGCAUCCUCAUCACAACGUUGGACUCGGCCAUGUCUGCUCGCAACAGCAUCAUCCUGGGAGUUGGAGUCGUCUGGGCCUGCAUCACCGCCGCUGUAGGCGCCGUCGCAGUUUUAAAGGAAGCCAGGGUUCUGAUUUGGGUUUUCAUGCUGCAGAACCUUCCUCAAGUGGCCCUGUUUGUUUACCUGAUGUACAUGGUGGGAGUGAAAUGGUUUCAGGACCAGACGUACACACUGGAGGCCGCUGCCGUCACUGGAGCUUUGAUCUCACUGGUGAUUAAAGUGGUUUUAUUCUGGGGCCUCGUCAGACUCGUGCACAGCUUCGGUCAAGGUCUGCGGGAGAGAAUGUUUGCGCCCAGCAAGUGAUAAAACCCCCAGUGGUCGAGGAAGAGAAUGUCGGCUGAGGACCUGACAUCAGGAAGCAGCAGCUCUGCAGAUUUUGAUUUAACAUUCCAAACAAAUAAUGAGUAAUUUUAAAAUCUUUUAAUUGUGAUUUUCAGCCUAAUGUGCAGAUUUAAUUAUAUUUAGCAAAAAUCUCUUUUGUCACUGUGCCUGUUGUAUGUACGAGAUGUAAAACCCCACACAUCAGCUCGAAGACUGCAAACUGUUUUUUAUGAAACUUGAAAUGCCUUUGUAGCUUGGACUCAAAAUGGUUUUUAACUUUUUUCUAGAGCUGCUUUUAGACAUGCACUGAACUCUGGACAUUCUCCGGAGGGUACGUAUGUGAGAACCCGAGUGAGAGCCUCCCGACUCUCUCCUCCCAGCCCCCUGAUAAACACUCCAAAUGCAGGAGAUCCUCUGGAGGUUUCACCGUGAUCGAGUGGGUGUGUUGAUGAUGUUUCUUACACACCACAGUUGAAAACUAAAAAAAAAAAAAACAGAUGAUUUCUGCAGUGGAAUUAAUUAUUACUUCCUGCCUCUGCCUGCUGCACCGCCCCUCACCUGAACACUGCAGAAGUUUCUGUGUUGUAAAUGUGUCUGAGCGGAGAAUCUCCUGCUGCGUUGUUCAUGUGGGAAAACUCGGAACAUCAAAACCCUAUUGUGCGCACAUCCUGCAGAGUCCAUGUCUGAAAACCGCUUAUGUGCUGAAGCCAAAGUUGCUUUUUUAAAUUGCAACGUAAAUCUUGUUCAUCUAAACUUUUGAUUCUUUUAAUUCUAUUGUUUUUACUAAACUUUCUGCUGCACAUUAACAAACUGAAAGGGUUUUUUAUUCACAGUUCUUAAUAAAAUAUAAAAAACA